Messenger RNA from Colletotrichum higginsianum IMI 349063, 1047 nucleotides. Its product is annotated as OB-fold nucleic acid binding domain-containing protein. The coding region runs from base 1 to 1047 and encodes 348 amino acids. Lineage: Eukaryota; Fungi; Ascomycota; Sordariomycetes; Glomerellales; Glomerellaceae. The record is from RefSeq and is a predicted model, not a curated record. The transcript has 2 exons.
AUGACGAGCGAUUCAUCCGCAGGCCUCUAUCCGCGAUACUGCCUACACCUCUCCCCUACCUUUAACACCUGGUGUCUCUUGCACGCAUCCGACAUCCACGCCCUGAAAUCCGUGCCUGAAUAUGAAGUCCAGAACUUCUACUUCCACAAUAACUUGCCUAUCAAAUGGGCUCGUAUCGUUGGCAUUGUUGUCGCCGUCGAUGACUUCCCGGGCCGGCGCAUCUACACGGUUGAUGACAGCAGCGGGGCGUGCAUCGAAUGCGUCGUCGUACUGAAGACGCCGCCGUUAUUGGACACGAGCGCACCGAAACCCGAUACGGCCGGAUGGUUUAACGGCAAUAGGCCGCAGCCGCAGCCGCCAGCGGACUGCUUGGAUGUGGACGUGGGUAGUGUCGUCGACCUCAAGGGGGGCCUCGCGACGUUUCGCGAGGAGAAGCAGAUCAAGAUCGAAAAGGUUAGGAUCAUCAGGUCCACGGAGCAGGAGGUGGCGCUAUGGGAGCGGCGCACACGGUUUCGGAACGACGUCCUCCUGCAGCCUUGGGUGCUCAGUGAGAAGCAAAUACGGAAGUGCAAAAAGGAGGAAACGAGGGACACUACUGGAAACGACGGUGAUGAGAAACAGCGCAAGAAAGAGAAGAGGCGGGAGCAUAGGAGGAAGAUAGAAGAGGAAAUGCGGCAAAAGACCGAUGCUGCUGCGGCGGCGGCGGCGGCGGCGGCAGCGGCAGCGGCAGCAGCGAAAGAAGAUCGAUACCGCGUCCAUAAGCUGAGAAAGGAAGUGGAACGACCGCCGAUGCCUUUUCUCACUUCAGCAGCCGCAGAUCCGAUCGCGGAAGGGGAUCGAUACCGCGUCCAUAAGCUGAGAAAGGAAACGGAGCGGCCUCCAAAGACUAUUUCCCACUCGGCAGCCGCAGAUUCGACCGCAAAAGAUGAUCGAUAUCGUGUUCACAAGCUGGGAAACUUGAGAGUCAACAACUCUGGCAGGAGGACCGGUGCAUCUGGUGGCCUAUUGCGGCAAGUCCUCGACAGAAGCACCGGUGGGGGGAUGUAG